GUCUAGAUGCAGAGCUGUACUACGUGAGGGAUGACGUGGUAAACCACUAUGCGCUCUCCUUCAUCCUGCCUGUACCCAGCGAGACCAACAGCCUGCACUUCACCUGGCGCUCCAAGGAUAAGGUUGAUUACCAGAUGGGUUUCCAUGUGGACAACCCUGCAGCUAUGAACCAACCACAGAGCAACAUCUCUACCCAGGGGGAGGUGCCUCGCACAGCCUCAGUGUUCAGAGUGGACCUGUUCUGCUCAGGAAAGGUAGAUGGAGAGGCGGUCCUGACGGUACAGCUCAACCUCACCAGCCACUCGAACAACUUCACAGUCCUCAACUUCAAGAGGAGGAAAAUAUGUCACAAACGAAUAGAUCCUGAUCUGAAGAUCCCUCCCGUCUCCAACAAUAAGACCGUUCAGCGGCCAGAGAAUGGAGUGUCCAUACCUACCACCUCUACCAGGGUGUUCUAUAUCAGUGUCGGGGUCUGCUGUGCUGUCAUCUUCCUGGUAGCCAUUGUUCUGGCUGUCAUGCAUCUACACAGCAUGAAGAGAGUGGAGCUGGACGACAGUGUUUCAGACAGUGGCAGUUCCCAGGGCCUGUCCCAGCCGUCCACCCAGACCACCCAGUACCUGAGAGCUGACACACCCAACAACGCCAGUGCUGUCACCAACCAUCACCCUGGCACUGCACCCAUUCUCCAGCUUGCUGCCGCCACCUUCCCAAACCCUGGUGCCCCCGUCCAUGAAACCAGAA
Oncorhynchus masou masou (cherry salmon) is the source of this 741-nucleotide messenger RNA. Its product is annotated as tyrosine-protein kinase RYK-like. Lineage: Eukaryota; Metazoa; Chordata; Actinopteri; Salmoniformes; Salmonidae. The annotation marks the transcript as partial. The transcript is spliced from 7 exons. The record is from RefSeq and is a predicted model, not a curated record.